Molecule: messenger RNA, 1269 nt
Organism: Colletotrichum destructivum
Lineage: Eukaryota; Fungi; Ascomycota; Sordariomycetes; Glomerellales; Glomerellaceae
Product: Putative glycoside hydrolase, family 28, pectin lyase/virulence factor
Exons: 6
Coding region: 1-1269 (422 amino acids)
Biological process (GO): carbohydrate metabolic process
Molecular function (GO): polygalacturonase activity
Source: RefSeq, a predicted model, not a curated record
AUGCUCGCCAUGCGUCUCCUCCUGGGAGUCUUAUUCCCUUCGACGCUUGUCAAUGCUUUUGCCGACCUUGGGCCUGUCAAAGGACUGGAUCGACGGCAGCCAAAGGCCGCCAAAUGUGUUGUGCCAGCCAACGGCGACGGUACCGACGACGCGCCGGCGAUUCUCAAGGCGUUUGAGGACUGCAAAUCCAACGGCCACAUCGUCUUCGAGAACACGACUUACUACGUCAACCAGGUGAUGCAGACGACGGGUCUGAAGAACGUCAAGAUUGACAUCAAAGGAACCCUGGUCUGGAGCAAGAACACGACCUACUGGCUCGAGAACUCCCUCCCCACGGGCUACCAGAACCAGUCGACCGCUUGGAUACUAGGCGGAAAGAACCUCGACGUUGACGGCUUCGGACACGGCACCUUUGACGGCAACGGGCAGACAUGGUACGACCUAGUCAGGGGGGAGUCGAACUAUCCUAGACGUCCGCACGCACUCCUCAUCGAUGGGACGGAAGACUCGGUCUUUACAGGGCUGCGAUUUGUCCAGGCUCAGAUGUGGACGGUGACGAUCAUGCGGUCCAACCGCGUCCUGCUGCAGGACAUCUACGUCAACAACACGAGCUCCAACCGAAACCCGGCGCGCAACACGGACGGGGCGAACACCAUCUUCUCGGACCGGAUCCACUUCCGGCGGUGGACGGUCCAGAACGGCGACGACUGCAUCGCCGCAAAAGCCAACUCGACCAACAUCCUGAUCGAGGACGUCGAGUUUCACAAGGGCCAAGGCGUCGCCAUCGGGAGCAUCGGCCAGUAUCCCGGGCAUUUUGAGACCAUCGAGAACAUCACCGUAAGGAACGUGGUGGCGUACGGGUCCCGGUACGCGGGCCGCAUCAAGACUUGGACAGGGGAGCAGUUAGGGUAUCCUCCCAACGGCGGCGGUGCCGGUCUCGGAUAUACCAAGAACCUGAGCUGGGACAAUGUGACCAUUUACGACGCUGAGCAAGCGCCCAUCUACGUGAUGCAGUGCAUCACCUACAACGGGCAACAAGGCAAUUGCAGCUCAUCCCUCUUCGACAUCUCCAACAUCAGCUUUACCAACUUCCGCGGCAGCGUCCGGGGGAGCCGGGUUGCGUACCUCCAAUGCAGCAGAGCGCACGGAGGGUGCGACAACGUACGCAUCGAGAACAUGGACCUCACAAACAUCUCCGUCGACCCGCCGACGGCGGCCACUGAGUACCGAUGCAGCAACGUCAACAGCCCGCAGGGAUUUUCUUGCUGA